Messenger RNA from Sclerotinia borealis F-4128, 492 nucleotides. The record is from the annotation of a GenBank genome assembly. Lineage: Eukaryota; Fungi; Ascomycota; Leotiomycetes; Helotiales; Sclerotiniaceae.
AUGGCGAAACAACCUUCUUUCGAAGGACAGCUAGAUGUCUCCGGCUGCCAAGCCGCUUUAUAUGAAUGGGCUGAGAGUUACGACACAAAAGAUUGGGAACGUCUUUCGAAAAUAGUCGCCCCUGUUCUUCGUAUCGACUACCGGUCUUUCCUCAAUAUGCUCUGGGAAGCCAUGCCUGCAGAACAAUUCAUAGCCAUGGCUUCCGAUCAGAAAGUUCUUGGGAACAAGCGUCUCAAGACGCAACAUUUUGUCGGCGCAACCAAAUGGGUGCAAACAAGCGAAAAUGAAAUCACCGGAUAUCAUCAGAUGCGGGUGGCCCACCAAAGAUACAAAGAUGAUGAACUGAAGGAAGUCGAGAUUAAAGGACACGCCCACGGCAAGGGUACAAUGUGGUAUCGCAAGGUAGGUGGGGUUUGGAAGUUUGCUGGAAUUGAGCCUGAUAUUCGGUGGGGAGAAUACGACCAUGAUAAGAUUUUCGAAGCACAUGAAUAG